Molecule: messenger RNA, 1297 nt
Organism: Coffea arabica (coffee)
Lineage: Eukaryota; Viridiplantae; Streptophyta; Magnoliopsida; Gentianales; Rubiaceae
Source: RefSeq, a predicted model, not a curated record
AGCCAAAGGCAACCCAUGGGCAUAGGUCCAAUUCUCAGCCGCGUAUCAUCGGACAAGAAUUUUUCCCAGGAAACCUUCUCCCGAAACCACAUGGCAACUGUCUUCUCUACUGCUUCCAUCUCUUCCAAGCUCUACACUCAUCAUCACCAUGUUAGUUUCCCCGAUGCAUACAGGUCCUUUGAUUGCCAAAAGACGUACAAAUUGCAAUGUAAUUUGAAGAACACAAGCAACACUUCAUCCUCUUCCUCUAGUCAAGAAUCCGAACCUGAAAAUUUGCUGCUGAAGAUGGCAUGGUACGGCUCUGAACUCCUAGGCAUUGCUGCUUCUUUUGUACGUCCUCCAAAAAAUGUUGAAGCCCCGCAAGGAACAUCAGAGCUAGCUCUUGAUAGGUCCGGAAUAACUGAUCGCAACUCAAUUGUGGAAGCUAUUAAAGAUGAUUUUCAGAGAUCCUACUUUGUUACAGGAAACCUGACACUUGAUGCGUAUGAAGAAGACUGUGAAUUUGCAGAUCCAGCAGGUUCUUUCAAAGGCUUGCGACGGUUCAAAAGGAAUUGUACGACUUUUGGUUCCCUUCUUGCGCAGUCGAACAUGAAACUUAUGAAGUGGGAGGACUUUGAGGAAAAAGGCAUCGGACACUGGCGUUUCAGCUGCAUUAUGUCAUUUCCAUGGAAGCCAAUUCUUUCAGGAGCACAUUUGCAGUUGGUUUUACAUGUUUUUACGCUGGUUGUGUUGCAGCAACUGGUUACACGGAAUAUUAUUUCAGCAAGGAAUCUGGAAAAGUAUGCCGGCAUGUCGAGCACUGGAAUGUUCCAAAAAUGGCUUUACUGAAGCAAAUUCUGAGGCCUAGCAGAGGGUUUGGCAGAAAAACGAAGGUAGUUAAGAUAAUGUUGGGUGUAGGUAAUGAACAAAAUCAAUAGAAUAGUUCGAGAAAUGUAUUAUAAUGGCAACCAAAAUGAACAGACUUCGGGUUCUAGAAAAGCAUAAUUUGAAAACUUUACCUCAUCAAAGAGCCAGGGGAAGCGAGUUUGGUUGGUCAACGCUCCAAGAAAUGUAUAUAGUUCUCGAAGACUUGGUCUGCUUAACGGACACCAUGAAGACUUGAUUACUGAUUAGGCUAUAAAUGAUCAGAUUUAUCAUCAAUAUGGGCUGGUUUGGAUGGCACAAAAGUUGUUAUAAGAACAAAUCCUAUUUUUAAUUCUGCUUAUUUAUCAUCAAUAUAGGCUGGUUUGUAUUCCGGGCUUGGACCACAUGCUCACAUUUACCAGUUGAUCAUCUAACAAACUUUAAUUGGUGCUGA